GGAGGGGGGGGCGCGGAGCGCUGCGGAGCCUCCCCUUACCGCCGGCUGCUGCUCCUCCGCGCCGGGCGAGGGGCCGGGCGAGCCUGCGCACAGCGGCGGCGGCGGCUCUGCCCAGCUCCCGCCGAGGACAAUGGGGAUGAACCCACCACCCUCAUCACAGUGAAACGGCCAUGGACAGUGUGGGCAGCUUCAGAACAAAAGGUGGCUAUGUUGGUCGUGAGCCAAAUUAUUUCCAUUGCUACCCUCUCUUUGCUUUUGAAUAGACCUACUGGGAGUAUCUGUCCAGAAAAUUCACUGCGUUAAAAAAAAAUUGAGGUAAUGCACAACUGAAAGCCAGUGUGAAGGUGUUGCUAACUUGUUGAAGCAGAGCUUGGAAUAACAGAUGAAAACUGUCAGAAAAGCUGUGAUGUACUUUGGAUCUGAGUGAAAAUUGUGACCAAAAUCUGAGCCUGCCCAAACCCUGAGUUAUAUGCCAAAAUGCCCAGGAUUCCUUGGAUCAUCAUGCAAGCUGAUGAGGGAUUUCUGGAGUGUCUACAACAACAUUCCUCCUGUGACAAACUUGCCUCUGAGAUGUAAUGAGGGGAGAAAUGCGCCCGCUUUGGGAAGAAGAAAGCAAUGCCAAAGGAGGAAUAUGGAAAAUGAAGGUCCCUAAAGAAAGUACGGCUGCAGCUUGGAAAGAGCUACUGCUAGCAACUAUUGGAGAGCGGUUUACAGAUUGCUGUGCAGCAGAUGAUGAAGUAAUAGGGGUUACUGAAGAUGGUGACCUUGAAGAUGUUGUGCAAGUCUGGAACAUGAAUUCCUCUUCAGCAAGUGAAGCAAAAGUUUUAGAAAAGAUUCAUAAACUUCUUCCACACACAUCUUUUAAAGCCAUCUUUUAUAAAUCCCACAGAGAGCACCAUGCUUUUGAAGGCUGAUGUGGAAAGCAUUGAGUGCAUUGUAUGCCAAGAUCAUGUGUUGUUAUUUGGUGUUUUGAGCUGGUCUGGACAAGGAGGAGGAUGGUGGAAGCCCUGCAGGAGUGCUACACAGGGUUGACCCUUUUGAGUUUCUGACAUUUCACACUGACCUAUUGCUAAUGAACAUGAAAAAACCCUGAACAGUUGCUUUGACCAUAAAUACAUGAUUCAUUGCUUCUGUUGACUUGGUGUUUUUAGUUCUUAGUUGUUUCUCUUAAAAAAUAUUUUGGCCACUUGUUUGUUCACCCUGAUUAUAUUUGUUCCUAUUUCUUAAAGAUUGUUGGCCACUUCUUCUGUGCUGUACUUAAUGAAAAGCAAACAUGCAGAGAUGCUAUGCUGCUUUUCCAAGAUGUGCUGUACAUAGAGAAACCCUGGCUUGGGGAAAUGUGUUUUCAAUUUUCACUUUGAAACAUUCCUAUCAUGUUAAAGUUUACUCACUGGUUUGUCCCAAGAGAGAAAGAAAUUGCACUGCAUUUAUUCUAAUGUUCAGUCUAAUCUGGUCCUACACUGACAACAGCACAUACUGUAAAUGUAAAUAGAAAAAGGUACCUCAAAUGAGCAAUUAAAGAGAACACAUUUGUAUUGGGACUAACCCUGUGUAGGAUGAUGUUAAUGUCUUUUGAUUGUAUUGAUUUCAGAAAGCCCUUGUCCAGGUUAGAAUCAGAAAUUUCUCUGUAGGAAACCCUGCAAACUCAACACCUCUUAUUUAAGGGUGAUAGGGUGUUUAUGGUUUUAUAUUGUAUGCUCUGUUAUGGUAUCUUUCUGUCCAUCCAUGAAAAAGUGCCAUGAAUCAUUUCUAAUGAAUUGUACAAACUGGAUCCAUUCCUCCCACUUCCUUAAAUGUGUCAGGCCCAUGUCUGCACCUACUAGGACAAUGACAGAAUUGCUGCUGACUUCAGUGCAAAGGAAGAGAUCCCAUUGUCUGUAGUUUCAAGCCCUCAAAACUUCCUAAGUGUCCUUUUUAAAAUAAACAAAAAAUACAGAAAAGAAAUUUGUGUUGCAGAUUGAAUAGGAAUAUAAACAGUGUUAACCUUUAAAUGUUUGUCUCUAUUAACUAUUUGAGGUGUUUUAAUACACUACCAAAGAUUGAUGUGGUUCCUUUAACAAGAAGGUGCAAGGUAGAGAUGAACAUACGUUCUGCUGAGCACUCCUUCAUCCUUUAGAGGUUUUUGUCUGGUAGCUCUUUAAGUUGCACUGAUUUCCACAUCUUUAGUAUAUUAAGAGGCAGCCAUAAGAAUGAAAUAAAUUUAAAAAUAAGUAUCACACAUUUGAGAUUUUUUUUUUACAACUUUAUCUUGUACUUACGACUUUAACUUGUAUUUAUGGAUUAAAACUGUGUAGUUAAUGAGCAUUAUUAAUUAAACACAUUUUCUAAAAUCCAAACGUCUUGCUUCUGUAAUUGC
Messenger RNA from Melospiza georgiana, 2356 nucleotides. It is a transcript of the gene EIF4E3, whose product is annotated as eukaryotic translation initiation factor 4E family member 3. Gene Ontology annotation, molecular function: RNA 7-methylguanosine cap binding; translation initiation factor activity. NCBI's taxonomy places the organism in Eukaryota, Metazoa, Chordata, Aves, Passeriformes, Passerellidae. Gene Ontology annotation, cellular component: eukaryotic translation initiation factor 4F complex. Gene Ontology annotation, biological process: translational initiation. The record is from RefSeq and is a predicted model, not a curated record.